GCCUCCUUGCAAGACGGAGCAUGAAGCGGCGGAGCGAGCGGGGAGGAGAGGCGGCUGCGCGGCCGGACGGCUCCCAGGGCAAAGGCCUCGGCGGCGCCGCCGCCGGGGCGCUCCAGCCGGCAGCCGGGGGACUCCUGGCCUACCUUCAGAAAUUUAAGAUCAAGAGGCUCCUGCUGGACUUGUUUAUUUUGUACGCUUCUGUCCCCUUCGUCAUUCGGCUCUUUCCUUCGCUCCUCCGGAAGUUUGUCUAUCUCAAUUUUUUGUCUUACCCCUUUGGAGUGGACUUCCAGAAGCCCGAAGUGUACCUCAAUCACACAGUCAACUUCUAUCUUACUCCCGAGCCAGGGGUCACCUAUGGCGUUUGGCAUUCCCUGCCCGACAGCAGGCGGAAGGAGGCGGAAGGCAAGGACCCCAGCUGGCACGAAGAAGCCCUGGCCGACGAUAAUCCCGUCAUCCUCUAUCUCCACGGCAACGGGGGGAACAGGGCGAUGAGCCACAGAGUGCGUAUGGCAAAGGUGAUGAGUGAUGCCGACUUUCAUGUGCUGGCCAUCGACUACAGAGGCUAUGGAGACUCCACCGGGGACCCUAGUGAGACGGGCUUCACGACAGACGUCCUGUUCCUCUAUCACUGGGUGAAGGCCCGGAGCGGAAACAGCACGGUCAUCGUCUGGGGGCACUCCCUCGGCACCGGAAUUGCUACAAACGUUGCCAGGGCGCUGAAAGAGAAAGAAGGGGUCACAGUGGAUGCAGUAAUCCUAGAGGCACCUUUCACCAACAUCCGUGAGGCAGCGGCCACGAUCCCCGUGACAAAAAUCUACCGCAAGUUUCCUGGCUUCGAGUAUUUAAUCUUGGACACGAUGGCGCGCGCCGACAUGUACUUCUACAGCGACAGAAAUGUCCAAGUGCUGUCCAGCCCGAUCUUAAUGUUGCAUUCAGAAGACGACGGCAUCAUACCCAUCACCCACAGCAGAAAGCUUUUCGAGAUCGCCCGCAACACCUCACAGAAGAAAGAUGCCAUCCGCUUCCUUUCCUUCCCUGCCAGCGAGGGCUACGGACACGAUCAUCUUUCCUCCAACCCCGAGCUCCCAGACAUCGUGAAGGCACGGACCAAGAACAGACAUGAAACAGAGGACGAUCGCUCACCCCCUUGGGACUUACAGUUCCUGAGUUUCCGAUCUCCCCUGCACACGGGGAGAGUCAGAUGGGUGUAUGGGUAAAGGAGAUGCUGUCCUGCGUAGAGGC
Molecule: messenger RNA, 1242 nt
Organism: Gekko japonicus
Lineage: Eukaryota; Metazoa; Chordata; Lepidosauria; Squamata; Gekkonidae
Gene: ABHD12B
Product: abhydrolase domain containing 12B
Exons: 13
Coding region: 21-1217 (398 amino acids)
Biological process (GO): phosphatidylserine catabolic process; monoacylglycerol catabolic process
Cellular component (GO): endoplasmic reticulum membrane
Molecular function (GO): phosphatidylcholine lysophospholipase A1 activity; monoacylglycerol lipase activity
Source: RefSeq, a predicted model, not a curated record